Molecule: messenger RNA, 14287 nt
Organism: Octopus sinensis (East Asian common octopus)
Lineage: Eukaryota; Metazoa; Mollusca; Cephalopoda; Octopoda; Octopodidae
Product: cytoplasmic dynein 1 heavy chain 1
Exons: 93
Coding region: 220-14175 (4651 amino acids)
Biological process (GO): microtubule-based movement
Cellular component (GO): dynein complex
Molecular function (GO): minus-end-directed microtubule motor activity; ATP binding; dynein light intermediate chain binding
Source: RefSeq, a predicted model, not a curated record
ACCGGAUAUGAUGAGAGAAUAUUUUCUGGUGUCCUUUCGAAUCUGGUCAUAACAGGUUACUUGUUGAGAAAGACUCUUGCCACUCCCCGUUGAACCAGUGAGUGGAUUCAGUUGGAAAGUCAUUUUCCUUCUGAAAAGACAAUAUUCUGGUGACUGUCCACUUGCUGAAUAACUUGAAGAGAUACUAGUCUGCGCAGUAUCCUAUCCCCUUUGGGAAGGAUGGCGGACACCGAACAUGAUUCUCCGAAUAGCGGAGGUGGUCAACAGCAUCAGCAACCUGCUCAAGCUGUGGCCGAAUUAAGUGAAUUUACUGCAUUUUUGGGACGGAUGGUCUCUGUUGUUUUUGAAGAUACUACAGCAUCUAUCACCGAAGCUUUUAAAAGGGCGUUGGUCGAUAAGACGAAUACAGACUGCAUUCGGAAGUUUUUGUCUGAUCCCCAAAUCCCCAUUUUGCUUGUGCAGAGAUCAUCACCAAAAGAUGAUUCUGAAGAUGUGGAAGGUGUAUCAGAAAGUGAAGAAGGUCCUGAAGGAGCAGUAUCUUACCUUAUAUCCUGUGAAAUGCAUUAUACCAGUUCAAAGAUGAGCAGCAUUAUUUUCAUUAAGAGAGGUCAAAUUGUUGAGCAGGACAAAAGUUUUCCUUCCCAGCUCCGUAUCAUGAACUUCAGUGAAGGAUCUCCUUAUGAAACUCUUCAUUCAUACAUCAGUCAUGCUGUUGGACCAUUUUUCAAGUCUUACAUCAAAGAAACUGGAAAAGCUGAAAGGGAUGGUGACAAAAUGGCUCCAACUGUGGAAAAGAAAAUUGCUGAACUUGAAAUGGGCUUGUUACAUUUGCAACAAAACAUCGAUAUUCCAGAAGUUAGUCUUCCUGUGCAUCCAGCUGUUCAAAGUGUCAUAAAAAAAUGUUCAGAAGAAAACCGAAAGCCUAAAGUCGAAGAUUUUGGGAAUAAAGUUGAAGAUCCUCAAUUUCUCAAUGCUUUGCAAAGUGGUGUUAACCGAUGGAUUAGGGAAAUACAAAAGGUGACAAAACUGGAUCGAGAUCCUGCUUCUGGAACUGCAUUACAGGAAAUAAGCUUUUGGUUGAAUCUUGAAAGAGCAUUGCUUCGUAUUCAAGAAAAGAGAGAAAGUGUUGAAGUAGUCCUGACUUUGGAAAUCUUAAAACAUGGCAAGAGAUUUCAUGCAACAGUCAGUUUUGAUACUGAUACAGGUUUGAGGUCAGCCAUGGUCACAGUUAAUGACUAUAACCAACUCAUGAAAGAUUUUCCAUUGAAUGACUUGUUGGCGGCAACAGAGCUUGAUAGAAUUCGAGCUGCUUUACAAGCCAUUUUCAAUCAUUUAAAGAAAAUUCGACCAACAAAAUAUCCAAUCCAGAGAGCAUUAAGACUUGUUGAAGCAAUUUCAAGAGAUCUCAGUACACAAUUGUUGAAAGUUUUGGGAACUCGAAGACUCAUGCAUAUACCUUAUGAUGAUUUUGAAAAGGUUAUGUCUGCUUGCUUUGAAGUAUUCAGUACUUGGGAUGAUGAAUAUGAUAAGCUUCAAGGUCUGCUGCGAGACCAAGUGAAAAAGAAGAGAGAAGAACAUCUUCGCAUGGUGUGGAGAGUAAAUCCUGCUCACAAACGCCUCCAAAGUCGUCUUGAUCAAAUGAGAAGAUUCCGCCGCCAACAUGAACAACUACGUCAAGUGAUUUUGCGUGUGUUGCGGCCAUCUCCCAGUAAAGCUCGUGCUGGUACACCCUCAACUGAAGAACCUGAACCCCAGAUAGAACCAAUGGUAGAUGAAGCUGCUGAUGCAAAUGCUAUUGAGGAAGUAAACUUGGCUUAUGAAAAUGUGAAAGAAGUUGAUGGCCUUGAUGUUUCCAAAGAUGGGACUGAUGCUUGGGAAGCUGCAAUCAAAAGAUAUGAUGAAAGAAUUGAUCGGGUUGAAACCAGAAUCACAGCAAAAUUAAGAGAUCAAUUGGGAACAGCUCGUAAUGCGAAUGAAAUGUUUCGCAUAUUCUCCCGAUUCAAUGCCCUUUUUAUUCGGCCCCACAUCAGAGGUGCCAUCAGAGAAUACCAGACACAACUCAUUCAAAGAGUUAAAGAUGACAUUGAAGCAUUACAUGAAAAGUUCAAAGUCCAGUAUGCACAAAGCAAAGCUUGUCGUAUGAGUAAAGUAAGAGAUUUACCUCCUGUUUCUGGAUCCAUCAUAUGGGCUCGUCAGAUUGAACGACAGUUAAGUGCAUAUAUGAGACGUGUUGAAGAUGUUCUUGGCAAAGGAUGGGAAAAUCAUGUUGAAGGCCAAAAGUUGAAGGGAGAUGGUGAUAGCUUCAGAGCCAAGUUGAAUACUCAAGAACUGUUUGAAGAAUGGGGAAGAAAAGUUCAGCAACGACAGCUCAGUGUUUCUGGCCGUAUUUUUAGCAUCCAGAGUACCAAAUCAAGGCAAGUGGGGAAAGGAAAUGUAUUGAGGCUGGUCGUCAAUUUUCAGCCCGAGAUCAUCACUCUUUCCAAAGAGGUUCGCAAUUUACGAUGGCUGGGUUACAGAGUACCACUGGCCAUUGUGAACAAAGCUCAUCAAGCUAAUCAACUUUACCCAUUUGCUAUUUCUUUGAUUGAAAGUGUUCGUACUUAUGAAAGGACUCUUGAGAAAGUUGAAGAAAGAUCCUCUAUUAUAUUGUUGGUAGCUGGAUUGAGAAGAGAAGUUCAAAACCUGAUUUCAGAGGGAGUUGCUUUAGUUUGGGAAUCCUACAAAUUGGAUCCUUAUGUUCAAAAGCUUGCUGAAACUGUGUUCAAUUUCCAAGAAAAGGUUGAUGACUUGCUUGCUAUUGAAGAGGAGAUCUCAAUGGAAGUUAAGUCUCUUGAAACCAGUGCCUAUCAAACCUCUACUUUUAGAGAGAUUUUAAGCAGAAUACAGAAAGCAGUGGAUAAUCUGAGUUUGCAUUCCUACUCCAAUUUACCUCAGUGGGUAGCAAAACUUGAUCAAGAAGUUGAAAAACGUCUUGCAACUCGUUUGGAAGCUGGUUUGAAAGCAUGGACUCGUUGUUUGAAAGGAAAGAAAGAAGAUCAACUAGAUCGUUCCAUGGACACUGAUGCUCCUCAGCAACAAGGUCAUAAACCUGGAGGCGAGCCACAAAUUAAGGCUUUAGUACAUGAAUUGAGAAUCACAAACCAACUUAUCUAUGUCAACCCACCAGUAGAAGAUGCCAGAUAUCACAUCAUGCAAGAAUUAUUUGCUUGGGAAGCUAUUGUUACAAGUCUUCCUAGAAUUCAACAUUCUCGGUAUCAGGUGGGGCUUGAUGUGGAAUCAGAGCUUGAAACAACAUAUCGUAGUCUCUUGACAAAAAUGCCACAACGAAAAUCUGUAUUAGAGGAUGCUUACGAAGCAAUACAAGUUACAGUGAAAGAAUUCCAAGACUAUGUGGAAGUCUGGUUGCGUUACCAAGCAUUGUGGGAUCUAAAUGCUGAUACACUGUAUGGCCGACUUGGAAAUAACCUUCAUGUAUGGAUGGCAACCCUCGAAGAAAUUAAAGCUUCUCGCAAAACAUUUGACACUACUGAGACACAAAAAGAAAUUGGCUCAAUUAUUGUUCAGUUUGGAAAGGUUCAAUCUAAAGUGACAUUGAAAUACGAUUCUUGGCACAAAGAAGUUCUUAGCAAAUUUGGAACACUUCUCAGUAAUGAAAUGAAGGACUUCCAUGCUUCAGUAUCCAAGUCUCGAACUGAACUUGAACAGCAAUCCAUUGAUACAGCCAAUACCUCUGAAGCUGUUGGUUUGAUAACUCAUGUACAAUCUCUGAAAAGAAAAAUGAAGCCUUGGGAAAAACAAGUUGCAAUGUAUAAAGAAGGACAGCGUAUUCUUGAACGCCAACGCUUCCAAUUUCCUCAAACCUGGCUUUAUAGUGACAACAUUGAAGGUGAAUGGAGUGCAUUCACUGACAUCAUUAAACGAAAAGACUUUUCUAUCCAAACUCAAGUUGCAAGUCUGCAGAUGAAGAUUGUAUCAGAAGACAAAGUUGUAGAAAGCAAAACUUCUGAUUUGAUGACUGACUGGGAGAAAGAGAAGCCAGUAGAAGGUGAUAUGAGACCAGAUGAAGCCUUAAAAGCUCUCACUAUAUUUGAAGGCAAAUUCACUCGUUUGAAAGAUGAAAGAGAUAAUGUUUCUCGUGCCAAAGAAGCCUUAGAACUUGCAGAACCAGGUGGCCACGAAACUCUGAGUGAUGAGAAAAUGCGAGUGGCUUUUGAAGAAAUGCAAGAUUUGAAAGGUGUCUGGACAGAACUAUCAAAAAUAUGGGAGCAAAUUGAUGAUCUCAAAGAUAAACCUUGGCUUUCUGUUGCUCCUAGGAAGCUUCGUCAAAGUUUGGAUGGACUCUUAAACCAACUAAAAGAACUGCCAGCACGUCUGCGGGCUUAUGCAUCAUAUGAACACGUGAAAAAAUUGUUGCAAAAUUAUGCUAAAGUCAACGUACUCGUUGUGGAACUGAAAUCUGAGGCUCUAAAAGAGCGCCACUGGAAACAACUAACACGUAGUUUGGGGGUCAGCUGGAUGUUAUCUGAGCUAACAUUAGGCCACGUUUGGGAUGUUGAUUUGAUGAAAAAUGAAGCUAUUGUACGUGAUAUUAUUAGUGUAGCUCAAGGUGAAAUGGCUUUGGAAGAAUUUUUGAAACAAGUGAGUGAAAUUUGGCGCAGCUAUGAACUGGAGUUAAUUAGCUACCAAAACAAAUGUCGCUUAAUUCGUGGCUGGGAUGAUUUGUUUACCAAAGUAAAAGAGCAUAUUAAUAGCGUCACUGCUAUGAAGCUUUCCCCUUACUUUAAACAAUUUGAAGAAGAUGCACUGUCAUGGGAAGAUAAACUAAACCGUAUCAAUGCCCUUUUUGAUGUGUGGAUUGAUGUCCAGAGGCGCUGGGUUUAUCUGGAAGGUAUUUUUACUGGCAGUGCUGACAUCAAACAUUUGUUGCCUGUGGAAACUACUAGAUUUCAGGGAGUGAGUACAGAAUUUCUUGGUUUGAUGAAAAAAGUAACCAAAUCUCCAUUGGUGAUGGAUAUUGUCAAUAUCCCUAAUGUCCAACGGCAAUUAGAAAGGCUAGCCGACUUACUUGGAAAGAUUCAGAAAGCAUUAGGUGAAUACCUGGAACGAGAGAGAGCUUCAUUCCCACGUUUCUAUUUUGUUGGAGAUGAAGAUUUAUUGGAGAUUAUUGGCAACAGUAAAAAUGUUACACGCUUACAAAAGCAUUUCAAGAAAAUGUUUGCUGGUGUUGCUAGCAUCAUACUCAAUAAUGACAAUACAAUUGUAACAGGUCUUACUUCAAAAGAAGGAGAAGAGAUAAUAUUCUCAAAUCCUGUAUCAAUUGCUCAGCAUCCCAAGAUCAAUGACUGGCUCACUUUGGUUGAAAAAGAAAUGCGUGUAACUCUUGCUAAUCUUCUAGCAAAUGCUGUCCAACACAUUUAUUCUUUAAGAUCUGAACAAAUUGAUUCUACUAAAUACUUAGAGUGGGUCGAUAAAUAUCAGGCCCAGCUAGUUGUUUUAGCAUCUCAAAUCACUUGGUCUGAAAGUGUUGAGACAGCACUUCAUGCUAUAGCCAACAGUGGGAAAAAUGACAUGAGUCCUUUGAAAAAUGUACUAGAAACUGUGCAGUCAACAUUGAAUGUUCUUGCUGACUCAGUAUUAUUGGAACAACCUCCUGUUCGACGAAAAAAACUUGAACAUUUGAUUACAGAAUUAGUUCAUCAACGUGAUAUCAUCAGAAACCUAAUCCAAAACAAAGUCAAUGGGCCAAAGUGCUUUCAGUGGUUAUGCCAAAUGCGUUUCUAUUUUGACCCCAAAAACACCGAAGUGUUGCAACAACUUUCCAUUCAAAUGGCUAAUGCCAAAUUCAACUAUGGUUUUGAAUAUUUAGGUGUCCAAGAUAAGCUUGUUCAAACUCCACUCACUGAUCGUUGUUAUUUAACAAUGACUCAGGCCUUAGAAGCACGUCUUGGAGGAUCUCCAUUUGGACCUGCUGGUACUGGUAAAACAGAAUCAGUUAAAGCUUUGGGACACCAGUUAGGACGUUUUGUACUUGUCUUUAACUGCGAUGAAACAUUUGACUUCCAAGCCAUGGGUCGUAUUUUUGUUGGAUUGUGUCAAGUUGGUGCUUGGGGAUGUUUUGAUGAAUUCAAUCGUCUUGAAGAAAGAAUGUUGUCUGCUGUAUCCCAACAAAUACAAACAAUUCAAGAAGCCCUCAAGGAACAUUCUAUAGUCUCAAAAGGGAAAAACACACAACUUUGUGUUGAGCUCAUUGGUAAGCAGGUACAUGUCAAUCCUGAUAUGGCUAUAUUUAUUACUAUGAAUCCUGAUUAUGCAGGAAGAUCUAACUUACCUGAUAAUUUGAAGAAGCUCUUCCGAAGUUUGGCUAUGACCAAGCCUGACAGACAACUUAUUGCCCAGGUCAUGCUUUAUUCUCAAGGUUUCCGAAUGGCAGAAAAAUUGGCAAGUAAAAUAGUCCCCUUUUUCAUACUUUGUAAAGAACAACUGUCUCCACAAUCACAUUAUGAUUUUGGCCUGCGUGCCCUGAAAAGUGUGUUGGUCAGUGCAGGAAACGUGAAACGAGAACGUAUCAUGAAAGUGAAAGAUGAUCUCAAGAGCAGAGGGGAGGCAGUUGAUGAAGGAACAAUUGGUGAAAAUCUUCCAGAACAAGAGAUAUUAAUUCAAAGUGUGAUGGAAACCAUGGUACCAAAAUUAGUUGCUGAAGAUAUUCCUUUGCUCUACAGCUUACUGUCUGAUGUUUUCCCAGGAGUUUCUUAUACUCCUGCUGAAAUGAAAGCACUAAGAGCAGAAGUGCGCAAAGUUUGUCAAGAAAUGUUCCUAACUUAUGGAGAGGGUGAUGAGCAAGGUGUGCAGUGGGUAGAAAAGGUUUUGCAAUUGUACCAAAUUACUCAGCUACAUCAUGGUUUGAUGAUGGUUGGCCCCAGUGGAAGUGGCAAAUCUACUGCUUGGCGAGUCCUACUGAAAGCUUUGGAGAGACUUGAAGGAAUUGAAGGAGUUUCUUGUGUCAUUGAUCCAAAGUCUAUUUCUAAAGAUGCCCUUUAUGGUAAUCUGGACCCCAAUACAAGAGAAUGGACCGAUGGUUUAUUCACUCAUAUUCUUAGAAAGAUCAUUGAUAAUGUAAGAGGGGAAAUGAUGAAGAGGCAGUGGAUCAUCUUUGAUGGAGAUGUAGAUCCAGAAUGGGUAGAAAAUUUAAAUUCAGUAUUGGAUGAAAACAAACUGCUCACACUACCAAAUGGUGAACGUCUAAGCAUUCCUCCAAAUGUAAGAAUCAUGUUUGAAGUUCAAGAUCUGAAAUAUGCUACUUUGGCUACUGUUAGCCGAUGUGGAAUGGUAUGGUUUAGUGAAGAUGUUUUAUCAACUGAAAUGAUAUUUGAUAAUUACUUGCAACAACUGCGAAAUGUUCCUGUUGAAGAGGGUGAAGAAGAUUACCAUUAUAAGAAAAAGGAAGAAGAAACUAUUAGUCCUACAUUGCAGCUACAAAGAGAUGCUGCUGCUAUAAUCUCUCCUUGCUUUUCUUCUGAUGGCCUUAUUAUUCGAUGCCUUGAAUACAGCCAUUCCUUGGACCAUAUCAUGGACUUCACUCGCCUACGGGCUCUCAAUGCUCUUUUCUCUCUCAUCAAUCAAGGAGUUAGAAAUAUUCUGAAUUACAAUCAUAAUCAUCUUGACUUUCCAAUGCAGCAAGAUCAAUUGGAAAGAUAUAUAACAAAAUACCUGAUCUACAGUCUCCUGUGGUCCAUGUCUGGUGACGGCCGACUGAAAAUACGACAAGAAUUGGGUGAAUUUAUCCGGGGUAUAACAACCAUUGCUCUUCCACCUUCAACAAAUUUACCUAUUAUUGACUAUGAGGUCUCUAUCUCAGGUGAAUGGGUACCGUGGCAAUCUAAAGUACCACAAAUUGAAGUUGAAACACACAAAGUUGCUGCUCCCGAUAUUGUCAUUCCAACUGUUGAUACGGUUCGUCAUGAGACCCUAUUGUAUACUUGGUUGGCAGAACACAAGCCUUUGGUUCUUUGUGGUCCCCCUGGUUCAGGAAAAACAAUGACACUCUUCAGUGCUUUACGUGCACUACCUGAUAUGGAAGUUGUUGGGUUGAACUUUUCAAGUGCAACCACUCCAGAAUUAUUAUUGAAAACCUUUGACCACUAUUGUGAGUACAGACGUACUCCAAAUGGCAUUGUUCUCUCACCUGUACAACUAAACAAGUGGCUCGUUCUCUUCUGUGAUGAAAUCAAUUUACCAGAUAUGGAUGCUUAUGAUACUCAACGAGUUAUUUCAUUCUUGAGACAAAUGAUGGAGCAUGGUGGAUUUUACCGUUCUACUGAUCAAGCUUGGGUGAAGUUUGAACGAAUCCAAUUUGUUGGGGCUUGUAAUCCCCCAACUGAUCCUGGCAGAAAACCUCUUUCACACCGAUUUUUGCGACAUGUACCAGUGGUAUAUGUUGAUUAUCCAGGAAAAGUGUCCCUUACCCAAAUUUAUGGCACCUUCAACAGAGCUAUGUUGCGUCUUGUACCAAGUCUUCGCACUUAUGCAGAACCUCUUACCAAUGCUAUGGUCGAGUUUUACCUUAAAUCACAAGAGAGAUUCACUCAAGACAUGCAACCACAUUACAUUUACAGUCCUCGUGAAAUGACAAGAUGGGUACGAGGAAUCUGUGAAGCUCUUAGACCUUUAGAAACACUAAGUGUUGAAGGAUUGGUGCGAAUGUGGGCACAUGAAGCUCUUAGACUUUUCCAAGAUCGAUUGGUAGAUGAUGAUGAAAGAAAAUGGACUGAUGAAAAUGUGGAUGCUGUUGCUUUGAAACACUUCCCUAGUGUAAACAAAGAAGAAGUCCUUAAAAGGCCCAUUCUGUUCAGUAAUUGGCUAUCAAAAGACUAUAUUCCUGUGGAUAGAGAAGAACUUCGGGAUUAUGUCAAGGCUCGUCUGAAGGUAUUCUAUGAAGAAGAACUGGAUGUACCAUUGGUAUUGUUUGAUGAAGUACUUGAUCAUGUUUUGCGAAUUGACCGUAUCUUUAGACAACCUCAAGGUCAUUUGCUCUUAAUUGGUGUCAGUGGUGCUGGCAAAACAACAUUGUCUAGGUUUGUAGCCUGGAUGAAUGGGCUCAGUGUUUACCAAAUCAAAGUACACAAUAAAUAUAUGGCUAGCGACUUUGAUGAAGACUUGAGAGCUGUACUUCGGCGAGCUGGCUGCAAGGACGAAAAAAUAGCAUUCCUCAUGGAUGAAUCUAAUGUAUUAGAUUCAAGCUUCUUGGAAAGAAUGAAUACUCUCUUAGCCAACGGGGAAGUUCCUGGUUUGUUUGAAGGUGAUGAAUAUACUACACUGAUGACACAGUGCAAAGAAGGAGCUCAGAGAGAAGGUCUUAUGUUGGAUUCAGGCGAAGAACUUUACAAGUGGUUUACACAGCAGGUCAUGAAAAAUUUGCAUGUUGUAUUCACAAUGAAUCCAUCUUCAGAAGGCUUAAAAGACAGAGCUUCAACAUCACCUGCUUUAUUCAACCGUUGUGUGUUGAAUUGGUUUGGAGAUUGGUCAGAUGGUGCACUUUAUCAAGUUGGAAGAGAAUUUACAAACAAAAUUGAUCUUGAAAAAUCAAAUUAUAUUGCUCCUGACUAUACUCCUAUUGCCUAUGAAGAAUUGGGAACUAACCCUACUCACAGAGAUGCUGUUGUCAAUGCUUUUGUAUUUGUGCAUCAAACACUGCAUCAAGCUAAUUCUCGAAUAACCAAACGUGGAGGUCGUACUAUGGCCAUAACCCCAAGACAUUAUUUGGAUUUUAUUAAUCACUUUGUUAAACUGUAUCAAGAAAAACGGUCAGAUCUUGAAGAACAACAAUUGCAUUUAAAUGUUGGUUUGCAGAAGAUUCGGGAAACUGUUGAGCAAGUAGAAGAGCUCCAAAAAUCAUUAUCAAUCAAAAGAAUCGAGUUGGAAGAGAAAAAUGCAGCUGCAAAUGCCAAAUUGAAACAAAUGGUGAAAGACCAACAAGAAGCCGAACGUAAAAAAGUCACAUCACAAGAAAUUCAACAAGCAGUUGUUGAACAAACUAAGAGAAUAAAAGAAAAACAACAGGACGUACGUGCAGAUUUAGAACAAGUAGAACCAGCUGUAAUUGAAGCUCAAAAUGCUGUGAAAUCUAUCCGAAGACAGCAUCUUGUUGAAGUGAGAUCACUUGCACAUCCACCCCCUGCAGUCCGUCUUGCUAUCGAGUCUAUAUGUGUGCUCCUUGGAGAGACUGAUCUUGAGUGGAAGUCUCUCAGAGGUAUAAUUAUGAAAGACAACUUUAUACCUACCAUUGUCAACUUCAAGACUGAUGACAUUCCUGAUGAUAUUCGAACAAAAAUGAAGAACAAGUAUUUGAAUAACCCUGAGUAUAACUAUGAAAAAGUCACCAGGGCCAACUUCGCUUGUGGCCCUAUGGUGAAAUGGGCAAUCGCUUUGAUCAACUAUGCUGACAUGCUGAAACGCGUAGAACCCCUCAGAAAUGAAUUAAAUGCUCUGGAAAACCAAGCUGAGGACAAUCGCACCAAAUACGAAGAAGUGAACUCUGUUAUUGUUCAACUUGAGAAAAGUAUUGCUAUGUAUAAAGAAGAAUAUGCUAUUCUUAUAAGCCAAGCUCAAGCUAUCAAAAGUGAUUUGGCAGCAGUAGAAGGCAAGGUUGAAAGAAGUGUUGCUUUAUUGAAAAGUCUUACAAAUGAGAAGCAGAGAUGGGAAGCAGGUAGUGAAACAUUCCGAAACCAGAUGGCCACUAUUAUUGGAGAUGUUUUGUUAUCUUCAGCUUUCAUGUCUUAUGCUGGUUAUUUUGACCAACAAAUGCGUCAGAACUUAUUUACUGCUUGGUCUAAUCAUUUACAACAAGCCAACAUCCAAUUUAGAACGGAUAUUGCUAGAACAGAGUAUUUGUCAAAUGCCGAUGAAAGACUUCGCUGGCAAGCUAAUAACUUACCUGCAGAUGAUCUAUGCACAGAAAAUGCUAUUAUGUUGAAGAGAUUUAAUCGAUAUCCACUAAUUAUUGACCCAUCUGGACAAGCAACAGAAUUUUUAAUGAAUGAAUACAAAGAGAGGAAAAUCACAAAAACAAGCUUUUUGGAUGAUGCAUUCCGUAAAAACCUUGAAAGUGCUCUUAGAUUUGGCAACCCCUUAUUGGUUCAGGAUGUUGAAAGUUAUGAUCCUAUAUUAAAUCCUGUGCUGAAUCGAGAAUUGCGCAGAACUGGUGGCAGAGUAUUAAUUACUUUGGGUGAUCAAGAUAUUGAUUUAUCCCCUGCAUUUACCAUCUUCUUGUCUACACGAGAUCCUAACGUUGAAUUCCCUCCUGAUAUCUGCUCCAGGGUGACAUUUGUCAAUUUUACUGUAACACGAGGCAGUCUUCAGAGUCAAUGUUUGAAUCAAGUGUUGAAGGCUGAGAGACCUGAUGUUGAUGAGAAACGGUCAGAUUUACUCAAACUCCAAGGUGAAUUCCAGCUACGUUUGCGCCAACUGGAAAAAUCAUUGUUGCAAGCUCUCAAUGAUACCAAAGGGAAAAUUCUUGAUGAUGAUAGUAUUAUAUCACAUCUGGAAACCUUGAAAACUGAAGCGGCAGAAGUUGCACGCAAAGUGGAAGAAACAGAUCAUGUUAUGGCAGAAGUGGAAACAGUAUCUCAACAAUACAUACCUCUUGCACAGUCUUGCAGCAGCAUCUAUUUUACUUUAGAAGCUCUGCAGCAGGUCCACUUCCUGUACCAAUACUCAUUGCAGUUCUUUUUAGAUAUUUUCCAUUCUGUUCUUUACAACAAUUCUCAUCUUACUGGAGUGAAAGAGUAUGGUUCAAGAUUAGCAAUUACAACAGCUGAUCUUUUCCAAGAAACUUAUAGCAGAGUUGGGAGAGGUAUGCUCCAUGAAGAUCGUAUUACGUUUGCUAUACAGUUAUGCAGGAUCCAUCUUCAAGGAUUGGCAAAUGAACAAAGUUAUGAUCUUGAAUUCAACUAUUUUAUGAGAGGAGAUGAAGGAAUUCUCACCAGCCAAUCACCAGAAAACAUCAAAGGACUAACUCCACAACAGGUCAUAAAUAUGAUGAGUCUAUCAAAGUUGGAAGCAUUCAAAGACAUCAAGUCAAAAGUUCAAAACAACGAUUUCUUAGAAUGGCUGCAUAGUUCUGCUCCAGAAACAAAUGUUCCUACAAUAUGGAAUGAAGAAAAACCACUCACUGACACUGGGAAAGUAGUGUUUUCUUUGUUGAUGAUCCGAGCAUUUAGACCAGAUCGUCUUGUGUCAACUGUGCGAAUGUUUAUAGAGAAAAUUCUUGGUGAAACAUUUGCUCACACUGCAGAAAAAGAACUCAACCUGUCUGAAGUUGUUGAAAAUGAGGUUAAAUCAAGUACACCGGUACUAAUGUGUUCAAUGGCUGGAUUUGAUGCCAGUGGACGAGUUGAUGAUUUAGCAGCUGAACUCAAUAAGCAGAUAACUUCAAUUGCUAUCGGUUCAGCGGAAGGCUUUACUCAGGCUGACAAAGCAAUUAAUUCGGCUAGUAAAUCUGGACGAUGGGUAAUGCUAAAGAAUGUACAUUUGGCACCACAAUGGCUUGUUCAGCUAGAGAAGAAAUUGCACAAUUUAACCCCUCAUACUAAUUUCCGACUAUUUCUUACAAUGGAAAUUAAUCCUAAACUGCCAACCAAUUUGCUUCGUGCAGGUCGAGUGUUUGUUUUUGAACCUCCUCCUGGUAUUGCUGCUAAUUUGCUACGUACAUUUUCAACUGUACCUGCAACUAGGAUGUGUCAGCCUCCUAACGAAAGAUCCCGAUUGUAUUUCUUACUUGCAUGGUUUCAUGCAAUUGUUCAAGAGCGUAUGCGUUAUGUACCACUUGGUUGGUCUAAAAAAUAUGAAUUUUCUGAAUCUGACCUGAAAGUUGCUUGUGAUAUGUUGGAUACUUGGAUUGACUCAGUUGCCAUGGGCCGUACCAACUUACCGCCUGAAAAAGUUCCUUGGGAUGCCAUGAGGACUCUACUCUCCGAAUGCAUAUACGGUGGUAAAAUCGAUAAUGACUUUGAUCAGCGUCUUUUGACAUCCUUUGUGAAUAAAUUGUUUACACCAGAGAGCUUUGAUGCUGACUUUGUUUUGGUAAAUAAUGUAGAAGGUCAACAGAGCAAGAAUAUCAUUAUGCCAGAAGGUGUCAGACGAGAGCAGUUCUUGCAGUUCACAAGCACCCUUACCGAUCGACAAUCUCCAACAUGGUUAGGUUUACCUAACAAUGCUGAACGAGUCUUAUUGACCAAAUUAGGCUCUGACAUGAUAUCCAAAUUAAUGAGAAUGCAGCUUUUGGAAGAUGAAGACCUAGCUGUUACAACAUCAAUUGAACAAAGUGAGAAACGUUUAACUGAUGGGCGUCCUGCUUGGAUGAGAACUCUGCAAAAAUCUGUUUCUGGAUGGCUUCAGCUUGUACCUAAGAGCCUUGGUUCCUUGAAAAGAACAAUGGAAAACAUUAAAGAUCCCUUGUUUAGGUUCUUUGAGCGUGAAGUCAAUGCCGGAUGCCGUUUGCUCAGUGAUGUUCGUCAGGACCUCACUGAUAUUGUGAUGGUAUGUUCAGGAGAGAAGAAACCUACUAAUCAUCACCGCUCAAUGAUGGAUGACCUCAUUAAAGGUAUAAUUCCUAUGUCUUGGAGAAGAUACACUGUUCCUAGUGGUUUAACUGUCAUUCAGUGGAUUACAGAUUUUAGUGAGAGAGUGAAACAGCUUCACAAUAUUAUUACACAGACAAGUUCUGGUGGAGCUAAGGAACUAAAGAAUAUCAAUGUUUGGCUUGGUAAGCUUUUUAUCCCUGAGGCCUAUAUUACAGCAACACGCCAGUAUGUAGCACAAGCUAACAGUUGGUCUUUGGAAGAAUUACAUCUUGAUGUUUCUGUUUUGACUGGAAAAACAGCACCUUCACCUGAUGAUUGCAGUUUUGCUUUAACAGGUUUGAAACUUCAAGGUGCUGUUUGUAAAGAAAGCAAGCUUCACUUAUCCUCAACUAUUUCUACAGAUCUACCCAUUACUUUACUCCGUUGGGUCAAGAAAGACGACACUCUUAAGAAAGAACACAGAGUUACUCUUCCUGUGUACCUGAAUGCAGCCCGAGUUCAGUUACUGUUCACUUUGGAAUUUGAAACUGAUGGAGGAAGCACUGAACAUGAAUUUUAUGAGAGAGGUGUCGGUGUUAUUAGUUCUGAUUUAGCCUAAGUAAAGAAAACAACCAAAAAAGUUAUUCACUAUGAUAUUUCAUAUUGGUAAUACUAUAAUAUUUGUACUUGCACUGCACAAAAUGUUAUCAAUAAAGGUAUAUGCUUAUUAA